UGUGUGUAAGGACUCAGUUAACAUACAACUUGGAACUGUAUAAAAGGAGAAAGGAGGAACUCGGUAAAUCCAGAAGUCCUCAGAGUUCCAAUAGACUAAGUUAUCCUCUACAUCUCCUGGGAAGCAUGAAAGUCCUCAUCUUGUGUGCUCUUGUUGCCGCCGCCCAGGCUGGUUUAAUCUACGCUCCUCGUUAUCUAGAAGCUGGUGGAAGCACUCAGUUCCGUAACCAGGAUAGUGUCGGAAACUACAACUUCGGAUACAACGAGGGUCACACUUCCGGCAGCACUUUCCGCAGAGAAACCGGCGAUGCUUACGGUAACAAGGCCGGUUCUUACGGUCUGAGAGACGCUGACGGCCGUGUCCGUCUCGUUAACUACGUGGCUGAUGCCGCUGGUUUCCGUACCAACAUCCAGUCCAACGAACCCGGCGUGGAGCCCAAGGACCCUGCCAACACCUCCAUCAACAAGGCUGUGGUCGCUCCCGUCACCUACGCCGCUGCUGCCCCUGCACUCACCUACGCUGCUGCCCCUGCUCUAGCCUAUGCAGCUCAUCCAGCAGCUUAUAACUACGGUCACGGUCUCGGUUACUACGGUGGCGCCCACUUGGGUGCUGCACCUUACUACAACUAUGGCGGUUACCUCUGGUAACUCAAAUAAUCCCGAUUUCCGUUCUUCAAGGCCAAAGUUCUAGAUAUUUGUAUCAAUGGUGUCAA
Limulus polyphemus (Atlantic horseshoe crab) is the source of this 712-nucleotide messenger RNA. Its product is annotated as cuticle protein 14-like. Bases 126 to 647 code for a protein of 173 amino acids. Gene Ontology annotation, molecular function: structural constituent of chitin-based larval cuticle. Gene Ontology annotation, cellular component: chitin-based extracellular matrix. The transcript is spliced from 3 exons. Lineage: Eukaryota; Metazoa; Arthropoda; Merostomata; Xiphosura; Limulidae. The record is from RefSeq and is a predicted model, not a curated record.